AUGUUUGUGGCGUAUUCGACGGUAAACGCGAUGUUCGCCUACCACACUGUGGAUGCCUUAAAGAAGCUGAAGGCGAAGGAGGAGGAGGAGGAGAAGGAGAAGGAGAAGGAGAAGGAGAAGGAGAAGGGUGAAGAGCGCAUCCCCUUGGUUUGGAUCCACGAUUAUCACCUCAUGCUCGCUGCUAAUCAUAUCAGGCAGAGAGUUUAUGCAAGGUUGAAAGCAGUGACGGCUCAUCAAAGGAGGCAAGUUGAUUCUGCGGAAAAUCAGCUCCUGGAGGCCAGAGCCGAGAAGCCUUUGCCCCAUAGACAAAGCAAAGGGGUAUCCCGUAGCACACGUAAUGCUUUUGUUUGCGAGGAGGAGGAGGCAGGCCUCAAGGCUCGAAUGACGAAAGUGCUGGUUGCUGCGAGGCUGACGACUGGCUCAUAA
Messenger RNA from Darwinula stevensoni, 426 nucleotides. The record is from the annotation of a GenBank genome assembly. NCBI's taxonomy places the organism in Eukaryota, Metazoa, Arthropoda, Ostracoda, Podocopida, Darwinulidae.